Molecule: messenger RNA, 2101 nt
Organism: Sander lucioperca (pikeperch)
Lineage: Eukaryota; Metazoa; Chordata; Actinopteri; Perciformes; Percidae
Product: SAP domain containing ribonucleoprotein
Exons: 11
Coding region: 94-732 (212 amino acids)
Biological process (GO): poly(A)+ mRNA export from nucleus
Cellular component (GO): nucleus
Source: RefSeq, a predicted model, not a curated record
CGGCGCUGUGAAAUAAAGUGAGUGGGAGCGGAGGCGUUCAGAAGUAGAGCCGCUCCACUUUGAUUGGAGGAAGUACUACAUCAACAAAGAAAGAUGGCCGAAGUGAUAGAGCUGCAGAAACUCAAGCUUGCUGAACUGAGGCAGGAGUGCGAGGCCCGAGGUCUGGACACCAAGGGAAACAAAGGAGAGCUCAUUGCCCGACUGCAAGCCUAUCUGGAUGAGCACGAGGAAGAUGUGGAUGUAGAUGACGUGCUGGCAGAGGAUACAGAGGACUUUCCUAAAGUUGAGAGUGCUAACGAUGUAAAAGACGAGAAGGAUUCCGAGUCUACUGAGUGCGAGCCACCUGCUGAUAAGAAGGUGGUGAAAAUAGCUCCUCCGUCAUCUACCGGUGAAAGACUCCAAAAGAGAGCUGAACGUUUCAACCUGCCUGCAACAGCAGAGAGCAAAAAGGCCAUACGUGCAGCAAGGUUUGGUGAAUCCACAGAGAAUACCAGUCCCGCUCCAGGCGGCGUUGCGAACAGCAAAGCUCCUGUCAACGUUGAUCAGCUGAAGAAGAGAGCAGAACGAUUUGGUAUGAACGUUUCGUCCGUUUCACAAAAGAUUGAAGAGGACGAAAAGCUGAAAAAGAGGAAGGAGAGGUUUGGGGUCACAGCAGCUGCAGGCGUAGCUGUUUCAGCCGAUGUCGAGGCAAAGAAAAUGAAGCGGGCUGAAAGAUUUGGAAAGAGUGAAUAAUGUUUUUAGAGCCUGCGUGUUUUUUUUGUAAAGCAUUUUCAUUACUGCACAACACAGAGAUCCCUGAAGAUGACAAAUGUCACUAAUGGGAUUCCUGUAAAUCAAAAGUAUGAUUAAAUGCAAAGAUAAAUGGGUGAGUUGGAUCAUUUUUUUUCUUCCCCCAAGGCAUUUUAUGCCUUUUAAUUGAUAAUGGUAAUGGACAGAGAACAGCGGGAUGACAUGCAGCAAACAGUCCUGCCAGCCGGUUUGAAAUACCAACAAAUAUAGGAAAUAGCUCCCAAUUAUUUACUCAGCCUCACGUCGGUGGAUAAUGUAAAACAGAAAAAAGCAUUUCAUUCAAACCACCUAUUUAUUAUUUACUGGGGGCAUCAUUUUCUCAGUCCUGGGAGGCUUUCAAGCAUGUUAUUUUUCAAUUUCCGUUCACUUUCGUUAAGGAAUUGGAGGAGCGUUUUAUAAAAUGCCUAGGCAGCGAUGUUAGCUUCUAUGUAACAGAGGUUUUUGUUUUACUCCUCUUUUCCUUUUCGUUCACUGCUUUCUCCAAGCUGCAUUGAAGUCCAUUAAUCCAGUCUUUAUCACAGUAACAGGCUGCCAGCUGUUUAGGGGAAAUACUUUGAUUUCUUGCUGUUUAAUCUUAAAUCAAAAUGGUGCUUUCAACCCUUCGAAAUUUCCCAAAUCGAGCGGAAAACGGGAGCAAGUCGAAGCAAAGGGUGCGUUUACUGUGAAGCAGCUACAGGAAGCGUGAAGGGUCGAAAUCUUCGCUUGGUAAAAGUUGUCUUAAAUCUAGAUUCGGACAUUUUGGGACUUUUUGGUGAGCGCAUUACUUUGAACAGACUAUUACAGUUAUAACUAUAAGACAAGCAGGUCAGAACCCAGUGAGGUACUUACCUGUUGGACAGAGAUAAGAAUGGAAACUCAAAUUGUAUCUACGCCUACAGUUAGCAGGAACUAAAAAAACAACCUGGUAUCUAAAAAUAUCCUCAUUAUAUGACAUGCAAACAAGGAAAUUAGAAACGUUAAGCCAUGGAUAUAAAAAUGUGUAAUACAUUCCUUCAAAGACCAAGAAAAUCAAAGUCAAGUUUAACAGCAAACAAAGUUUAUGGUAGUUGAAAGAUGAAAAUAAAUCCUGUAUUUCUGUUUAUUGGUAAGUAAUGCAAUCAAACCUAAACCUUUUUUUUUUUUUUUAAAUAAUCCAUUGAAAUGAUUGAACUCACUUAUUUGUAUUUACUGUGAGUAUUUAACUGUACUUUUGAUUUAACAGAGCCUAUUAUUUCUGUGUUUUCUCUUUGGGAUUGCAUUGGUUCAUUGCUUCAGUUAUCUGUCCAUUUUAUAACAUUUUGUGGUUUAAAAUAAAUUGUUUUAAAUUUUUUGA